This is a messenger RNA of Prosopis cineraria, 1415 nucleotides long. Its product is annotated as L10-interacting MYB domain-containing protein-like. NCBI's taxonomy places the organism in Eukaryota, Viridiplantae, Streptophyta, Magnoliopsida, Fabales, Fabaceae. The record is from RefSeq and is a predicted model, not a curated record. The transcript has 3 exons. Bases 250 to 1167 code for a protein of 305 amino acids.
AUCAGUUUGACCCGGUCUGUAUAACCUCGCCUUGAUCCUUUUCCUCCCAAACCAGAAUCAAAUCCCCCUCUUCUCAUCGCCCCAAAUCCGUCCUUUCGACUCCCCAUCCCCAAAAGUUGACAGACUCUGUACAACAAAGUGCUGCUACACCCGCCAACGCGCCCUUCUCCCCGUCCGCACCGGAAAACAGUCGACCACCCUCCAUCAUCGGCUCCGCCGCUUAGCGACGUCGAAGCUCAGCCGGUGUAGAUGGAAAAUGAAGCUGGUCAACAACCCAAGCAAGAGCGCUCAAGGACAAGAUGGACAGCAUCCCUUGACAAGAUAUUUGCCGACUUGGUUGUCAAGCAGAUUCAAUUGGGGAACAGACCAAACAAUGUUUUUGACAAGAAGGCAUGGAAUCACAUUCGUGAUGAGUUCAAUAGGCAGACAGACCUCAAUUUCAAUAACAAUCAACUGAGGAAACAUCUGGAUGUUCUUCGAACACGCUUUCAUAAUUUGAAGUCUGCAUAUGAUCAAAAUAAUGACUUUGUCAUAAAUGAUUCGUGCUGCAUUGGUUUUGAACUCUGGGAAGAUUUGGGGGCUCAGCAUAGGCCUGAAACAGUUAAAGUGAAAGACUGCCCUAUAUAUGAGCAACUAUGCACGAUAUUCACAGAUUCAACUGCUGAUGGGAAAUACGCCCAAUCUAGUCAUUAUGAAGAGUUGGACAAGUCUGUUGGAACCAAUGCUGUUGUCUUAACUUCUUGUCCAGAAGGCGGAGUCUCGCAUACAGAAAAUGCAUCAUCUGUAUCAAAGCCGGUGCAGGGCAAUACCUCAACUCCAGAGAAGGUAACGAAUAAUCCUCCAGUUAAGAAAAAGAAACGUCCAUCUGAGACUCCAACUCCCAGUUUGGAUCAAGACGCGUGUGAUGCUAUGGCCGAGGCUUUGUUAGAGAUGGUUGCUGCUUCAAGGUUAAGGACUGUUGCUUCAACUGUAAGUGAUGAUAAAUAUUCCAUAACAAAUUGCAUUAGAGCUCUGGAUGAGAUAGCAGGCAUUGAUCAGAAGCUCUACCUUUCUGCAUUGGACCUCUUUGAGAACCCUAGUUUAAGGGAGACAUUCCUUUCCUUAAAAAGUGACCAGAUACGACUGGCGUGGAUUCAAGGAAAGUGUGGUAAAAGUACUUCCUCUUAGAUUCAGGUCAUUUUGGGAGUAAGCAUAGAGCAAUGUUGAUCUGCUUAGGCUCAGCGAGCGAAUUUUGUUCAUAAUAUGGCCUUCUUUUGCUGGAAAUGAUACUGGUUUAGUCACCACUAGUCACAACCUGCAGCUGUUUCACUCACCUCUACUCUACUUUUCGUGCACAAUCUUUUGCAUUUUUUACUCCGUCAGAUUUUUUUGGGAAACAGUUGCUGGAGUUUAAAAGGACAAAAACUUAUAUUCUA